This is a messenger RNA of Diaporthe citri, 1932 nucleotides long. RefSeq lists its product as uncharacterized. The record is from RefSeq and is a predicted model, not a curated record. NCBI's taxonomy places the organism in Eukaryota, Fungi, Ascomycota, Sordariomycetes, Diaporthales, Diaporthaceae. Gene Ontology annotation, molecular function: DNA-binding transcription factor activity; RNA polymerase II transcription regulatory region sequence-specific DNA binding. Gene Ontology annotation, biological process: cellular response to starvation. Gene Ontology annotation, cellular component: nucleus. The coding region runs from base 1 to 1932 and encodes 643 amino acids. The transcript is spliced from 4 exons.
AUGCCGGAAGAAGUCGAUUCCAACGGAGGCGAGGUCUCAGAUGCCAUGUCUGAGAAUGAGCAUGAGUACGACGACAACGACGCCUCCUUCAAAGACGACGACAAGAUGACUGAGAGCACCAUAAAACAAGAGGUCGGCCCUGACGGCGAGGUCAAGAAAAAGUAUGACCCUAAGGAUCCUCUGCGACCAAGGAGGAAGAAGGCGAGGAGGGCUUGUUUUGCUUGCCAGAGAGCUCACCUUACUUGCGAUGGAGUCCGCAAGAAGGCCAAAUAUCUUCAUGAUGCUCCGCCAGAAGCCUUGAGGCCGGUUCUGGGCCCAAAUUACAAUCCCAACGCACCUCAGAACCGGCCGAACGGGCAUCGCCACCCGUCCAGCACUGGCUCUGAAGCAUCUUCCAACGUCGGCAGCUUCUUUUCGCCAACAACCUCCUCCAACCCAUACCCUCUCUUCUCGCCACAGUCGGCGCUGGGGUCAAUAUCGGAGGGCAUGGCCUUCGCCAGCCAACAGUCUCCCGUAUCCCCCACAUUCCAGCCACCGAAUCCUCCGCAAAUGAGUGGUCUUACUGUCCCUCAGGUCUCGGGAGAUAUAUCUGACAUGACCUCGGCCUUCUUCGACCCAAGCAAUCCCGCGCUGUACAACUUCAACCUUGAGGGUUUGAACUUUGGGAGUCAGUAUGGCGCCAUGGAAUUCAGCAUGCUCAACCACAUGGCAUCCGGUGCUGCUGACACGCCGCCACGGGAGCCGUCAUUCUCCCAGGCUGGCGCUGGCGAGACCAACUUUUCAGCUGGUGCUUUCGGCAAUGGUAUGCAACAAUUCGACGGCGGUAUGAUCGGCGAUAUCCUCUCCAUCGACCAGUCCGGCAACCCCCUGUAUACCCAAGGCAACCUCCAGCACGGUCUCCCUCAUGCUUACGCCAUUGCUGCAGGCCCAACAAGUUUACAAAGCCCCAGCACCGACCAUGACAGUCCUCAGCCCAGUCACGGCCUCGGCUACGAAAGCUCACCGACAGCAACCUACCACAACGGACCUGGUCCGCAGGUACUCGGCGCUCAAAACCGUCCAAAGGCAAAACCCGGCAUGCCCAAGGUCUUCCCGCAGCCUCUGCUUGGCAAGCGACAGCGGGACCCGUCGACCAUCUAUGACACGGUCAAAGAACCGUUCCAAUACGUGCACAACUUCCACCGGCUGAUGGGCUUCCUACAGCGAAGGUUCCGGACCAGCAACGAUAAGCUGGUCCGCAUCGCCGUAGCGCUCUCGAGCUUCCGACCGUCUUUUAUCUCGGUCACCCGAACACUGAACCGGGCCGACAUGGUGUUCAUGGAAAAGUGCUUCCAGCGGACACUAUUCGAAUACGAAGACUUCAUGCAUCAUGGCUCCAGCCCCACCAUUGAGGUUCUUCUCGGGAAUGAGGUUAACAUGAACGUUAAUACGGGCGGCAGCGCGGGGGCGUCAGGUGCGACCACCGACACACUGACGACCCCGAAGCUUGGCAGUCUGAACGAUCAGACAGACAAGAGCAAGACUCCCGGGAACGAACGGCACCCUCUCUUCAUAGCAGAGCUCAUGGACGACGACAGCGUCGUGCAAUACUUUGAGGACUUUGCGCAUCUCGCCUUCGGCGACAGCCGGAGCAGCGUGAUGAGAAAGUGCAGACUGCUCAAGUACCGCACGCAGGAGAGCAUUGACGGCACGGCAAGCAAUUCCAGCGUCAACGAGUCCCCGCCAAAAGACCCGAGGGCGAUGUUCCUCAGCAACAGGGUCGCGAGAAUCGACGGAGAGCACGGCAUUUCGAGAAUUGCCAAGGACGGCAAGCUGGAAUGCACGUAUUGCUGGGUCAUACGAAGGGACACGUUUGAUAUGCCCAUGAUGAUUGUCAUUAAUUUCCUACCUUGUUAUUAUCCUGAUCAGCACCCACAUGGUCUGGCGGUGUAG